GAACUCCGAAGGAAGGCGACAAUUCCCUCAGGCCGCAUGGCCGGCGUCAAAGCGCCCAUGCUCGAGACGAUGUACUCGUACUUGCAUGACAAUUGGAAACUCAAUGUUCUCUGUGUGUAG
Messenger RNA from Aphanomyces invadans, 120 nucleotides. RefSeq lists its product as hypothetical. The transcript has a single exon. Lineage: Eukaryota; Oomycota; Saprolegniomycetes; Saprolegniales; Verrucalvaceae. The annotation marks the transcript as partial. The record is from RefSeq and is a predicted model, not a curated record.